Molecule: messenger RNA, 1645 nt
Organism: Prunus dulcis (almond)
Lineage: Eukaryota; Viridiplantae; Streptophyta; Magnoliopsida; Rosales; Rosaceae
Product: aspartyl protease family protein At5g10770-like
Exons: 2
Coding region: 28-1485 (485 amino acids)
Biological process (GO): proteolysis
Molecular function (GO): aspartic-type endopeptidase activity
Source: RefSeq, a predicted model, not a curated record
CCUUCUCCUCUUUCCUUAGGUUUUUUCAUGGGUUUCUGCUCUGUAUUUCUGUUCCUAAUUCUCUGCUCUUUCGAAAAGGACAUUGCUCGGGCAGCAACAAGUCCAGAACCCCACCUUCUGCCACACACUACUCACACAGUUGAAGUAAACUCUCUUCUACCAGCAACCACCUGCACCCCCUCCACCAAAGGUCAUACCAAUGACAAGGCAACAAUAUUGGAAGCGGUACACAAGCAUGGGCCAUGCUCUAUAUUCCACAAAUCAUCCAAAACUUCAACCACAAAAAGUGAUGACAAAUACCACGCUCAAAUCCUCAAGCAAGACGAAGCCCGAGUCAACUCAAUCCACUCCCGCCUCAACUACAGAAUCCACGACCCAUUCACCCAAUCCGCCGCCGCCACCACCCUCCCAGCCAAGUCCGGUCUCCCUCUGGGUACAGGAAACUACUUAGUCACCGUCGCUCUCGGCACGCCCGCCAAGCAACUCUCCCUCGUCUUUGACACCGGCAGCGACCUCACCUGGACCCAAUGCCGCCCAUGUCUUCGAUCUUGUUACACACAGAGCGAGCCCAUCUUCGACCCUUCUCUCUCCGCCUCAUACAAAAACUUAUCCUGUACAUCCGCCACGUGUACUCAACUCUCAUCCGCCGGCAUCCAACACGGUUGCUCCUCCGCCUCGUCCUCCUGCCUUUACGGCAUCCGGUACGGAGACGGGUCCUUCUCCAUCGGGGAUUUCGCCAAAGAAAAGCUUACAUUGACCUCCACGGACGUUUUUGAAGGUUUCCUCUUCGGCUGUGGCCAAGACAACGAAGGCCUUUUCAACGGCACUGCCGGUUUGCUCGGUCUCGGCCGAAACAACAUCUCCCUCGUCGAACAAACCGCCAUGAAAUACAACCGCUUCUUCUCCUACUGCCUUCCGUCAACUUCCAGCUCCACCGGUCAUCUCACCUUCGGCAACGGAGGAGGCUCCGCUAACGGCGUCAAGUUCACCAAGCUCACCACGUUAUCCGAAAGAGCGUCGUCGUUUUAUGGCCUCGGCCUCACCGGCAUCAGCGUCGGCGGGCGCCAGCUGCCGGUUGCGUCCUCGGUCUUUUCGUCUUCGGGAACCAUCAUCGACUCGGGGACGGUGAUCACGAGGCUGCCGGCGACUGCGUACACGGCGUUGCGGAACGCGUUUCGGGAGGGUAUGAAAAACUACACGAUGACUCUGUCAUUUUCGCUGCUGGACACGUGUUACAAUUUCAGUGGUUACGAGACGGUGUCGUAUCCGAAUAUUGCGUUUGGAUUUGGGGACGGGAUUACGGUGGACUUGGACGCGGCCGGGAUAUUGUUGGCGGUAAGUGAUUCGCAGGCUUGCUUGGCGUUUGCGGGACACAAGGAUGAUACUGGCUUGGGAAUUAUUGGGAAUGUUCAACAGAAGAGGUUGGAGGUGGUGUAUGACGUGGCUGGUCAAAAAGUCGGAUUUGCCCCUGCAAGUUGCCCCUGAGUAAUGAACAUCGUCCAUGGCCAUGGGGCAUAAUUGUAACACAAACUGCUAGCUAUAGAAUAAAGCAUUGUGUUACAUAUUUUUCUGUAAUGGGAUUGUAUUGGGAAGUAUCCAAUUCUUACCUUUCCCCACUACUUGUAUAAAAUAGUCUAAUGACCAA